AUGACUGGCGUGGGUGGUAUCGUUGCCCUUAUGGAUGAUGUAUCGAGUCAAGAAGACCGUCUUUUCAAAGCCAAUGAUGGACUUGAAAUACUGCUUGGGUUCUCAAGACUGACAUCUUCGCAAAAGAAAUCAUACUUGGAACUCCACGCAUAUAUAUCCGAUCAGGUCAAGACUCUUGCGGAGCAAACAGGACGUACUUGGGACGAAAUUUCGGAGAUGGAUCGAAAGAUCUUGUCAGUCCACGCGACCAAUAGUUUCGAGGAUGGGGUGUUCCUGUUUGGUUCUCGCUUCAACCACUCAUGCGCUCCGAACGUUGCGUUCUUAUACGAUUCGAAUAUGGCGAAGAUGAGUUUUCGUGCCACAAGUAAUAUUCCAACCGGAGAAGAGCUCAACAUCUCGUACAUCAGUUUGCCUGAUCUUCCUCGCAGCCUUCGAAAAGAAAAAUUGAGUCAUUGGGGCUUUAUAUGCACAUGUCUCGCCUGUGAAGAUUCCCCACGAAGCGAACAAGGAGAGCGGAGACGACAUGAGCUUAUCAGAGUCGCUUGCGAACCUUAG
Messenger RNA from Glarea lozoyensis ATCC 20868, 555 nucleotides. RefSeq names its product SET. The coding region runs from base 1 to 555 and encodes 184 amino acids. The transcript has 3 exons. Gene Ontology annotation, molecular function: protein binding. The record is from RefSeq and is a predicted model, not a curated record. Lineage: Eukaryota; Fungi; Ascomycota; Leotiomycetes; Helotiales; Helotiaceae.